AUGAAUUCCGAUAUUAAAAUUUAUCCCUUUGAUAAAGGCACAGGUUUUGCACUACUAUACCAAAGAGAUGCAUCUCUUAAAUUAGAAGAAACAAUUAAAAAUAGCAGAAUUAUUGAUCAUGACCCGACACCCACACUUACUACCAAAUUUCAAAAGCAAUUAUCUAAAUUAAGAAAAGAGGGUAAACUAGACACAACUACAUAUUUUAAAAUGUAUCCGUCAGAUUGUGUACCACCUAGAAUAUAUGGAUUGGUUAAAGCGCACAAACCUGAAAAAGAUUACCCAAUGCGCCCUGUUGUGUCAACAAUCAACACACCGCCAUAUGGAACAUUCGAAUACCUCGUUAAUAUCAUUCAACCAAUAUUAAAUAAAAACAAAAAUAGACUUAUUAAUUCCAAUAGCUUUGUUAAUGAAGCCAGACAAUGGAAAAUAGAUCCCAAUGAGGUUCAAGUUUCAUUUGAUGUAGUCAAUUUAUAUCCGUCCAUACCCAUUGACGAAGCUAUUCUAGUUAUUAUUGAUAUAUUGAAUAAUGAUAUAGAAGACUUAAAGACUCGAACUAAACUAUCUCUUGUAGACAUACACCAAUUAAUAGAACUUUCAUUAAGCAUUUGCUAUUUUCUAUAUGAAAACAAAAUCCGAAUAAUACCUAAUUCAGGUCCCAUAGGUUUGUCUUUAAUGGUUGUUAUGGCGGAAGCGUUUCUACAGAAUAUAGAAAGAAAAGCUCUUAAUAUAGCUACUAUUUGUACAUGUGAACCAAAAGCUUUUGUGAGAUAUAUAGACGACUGUCACGCUCGCUUUAACUCAAUAAAACAACAACAAAUGUUUCUAAAUAUCCUAAACGAACAAAACCCUGCCAUAAAAUACACUGUUGAACUCGAAAACCACCAAAAACAACUUAACUUUCUAGAUGUUAAUAUUACAAACACAAUGCAUGGAGCUUAUGAAUUUGAAAUACAUCGAAAAGAAGCAACAACUAAUAUUCAACUAAAACCUAACUCAAACAUCAAUCCUAAUAUUAUCACUGGCGUAUUCAAAGGCUUUUUAUGUCGUGCAAAGAGAUUAUGCUCUCAAAAAUAUCUCAAAAAAGAAAUUGAUUUUCUAAUAGAAAUGUUUGUUGAAAACGGGUACAACAAGAACAAUCUAAUUAAUAUCGCCAGAAACUUUCUAAAAAACGAAUUAAAAAAUAUCAAUUAUAAACCAACUGACAACCAACCAUUUAUAAAACUACCAUGA
Hydra vulgaris (swiftwater hydra) is the source of this 1233-nucleotide messenger RNA. RefSeq lists its product as uncharacterized. The record is from RefSeq and is a predicted model, not a curated record. NCBI's taxonomy places the organism in Eukaryota, Metazoa, Cnidaria, Hydrozoa, Anthoathecata, Hydridae.